GUCAAUAGAACAGCCGUACUUUGAGCACAUUUCAGUGUUUGGAUACGUGCUUAUUGCAGCAUUUUUAUUUUGUACCGGUCUUCUCAUGUAUUAAUAAUUUUUCGAAAUUGUUGAAUUGGGUUUUCACAAAGGCACAGUUAUGUGUCGCGACACUAAAAUAGAAGACACGUUGCCAAUUUAUUCGUUGGACGAAAUCAGCAAACACAACUCGAAGACUGAUCGCUGGAUCGCAAUCGAUGGGCUAGUGUAUGACGUCACACAGUGGAGUCGGCGGCAUCCCGGGGGUGAGAAACUAUUGGCAAAUCAUGCGGGGGAGGAUGCCACGGAUGCUUGGGUUGCUUUCCAUGACAACAAGGAGAAAGUUCAAAAGUACUUGAAAUCGCUGCAAAUUGGGGAAGUCCGACAAGAAGACCAAAAAGAAUCGGAGUUGGAUCGUGACUGGCGCGAGCUCCGGAGGAAGUCUGAAGAGAUGAACCUGUUUGAUCGGAGCGUUCCAUUCUUCCUCGUGUACGGGGGACAGAUCUUCUUCUUCGAGCUUCUCGGCUGGCUCACCCUCUACUACUUCGGCACUGGCUGGAUACCGUACAUUGUGAGCGCCCUCUUCCUUGUCACGGCACAGCAACAAGCCGGUUGGUUACAGCAUGACUUUGGCCACCUGGCCGUGUUCAGAUCACUCAGGUGGAACCACAUAGCGCAUAUAUUCCUCAUGAACUACUUUAAAGGUGUUUCUUCCGAGUGGUGGAAUUACAGACACUACCAACAUCAUGCAAAACCAAACAUCGUGAGGAAAGAUCCUGAUGUUCGACUCGAGAUGGUCCACAUGAUAGGGAAGACAAUCCCAGUUGAGUGGGGGAAAAAGAAGAAAGGUUAUUUGCCUUAUCAACAUCAACAUAAAUAUUUUUAUUUCAUUUUACCUCCAUUGCUUCUACCCAUAUAUUUCAACUUUGAAGUUCCUUUCUUUUUACUAAAGAGAAAACUGUGGAUGGAGGCGUGUAUAACUGUAACAUUCUUCAUCCGGUGGGAAAUCAUGUUUUCAUCGUUUCUAGGAUAUGGGGGUGCUUUAUUAUACUACUUAUUUGUACGGUUUCUAGAGAGUCACUGGUUUGUGUGGACGACCCAGAUGAACCAUAUACCGAUGGAGGUGGACCACGAGAAGCACCGCGACUGGGUCCCCAUGCAGCUCGCGGCCACCUGUAAUGUUGACAGCUCGCUCUUCAACGACUGGUUCACCGGACAUCUCAACUUCCAGAUCGAGCACCAUUUGUUUCCGACCAUGCCACGACACAACUACAUCAAAAUUCAGCCCCUUGUGAAAAGUUUGUGCAAGAAACAUGGACUAAACUAUGAAUCAAAACCUUUGUUGAAAGCUUUCCAAGACAUUGUCGGGUCACUGAAAAAAUCCGGUGAACUCUGGUAUGAAGCUUACAACCUAUGAGCAUCCCUGUGUUUGAAACAAUCAAAACCAGAACACUGUUAUAGCUGUAUCACUGACUAGCCAAUCUAAUGAACAAAUAGAUUAUCAUCACUUUGUUACAAGGUCUCACCGAAGACUUGAUUUUUUCUUGGAGUCACUGAUGUAAAAUUUUCUUCAUGACACCAAAUGGGCUUUCAGUGUCCUUUUCUUUUCUUUUCUGGUUGUUUUUUUUUUCAGUGUUUUACCGGUGAACCUAAAUUUAUUUUAAUUGGAACUUGGAUUGCAAUUUUUUUGGACAAUUCUGGUUCAUGGUCUGUUAUUGUGAUGCAAAAUACUGAACAUUUGUUGAUGCAAAAAACAACAACUUUUUAAACAAAAAUCAAGUUGGUUAAUUGGAUGAACAACUGUGAGUCCGGCAUUAUAUAAAUUUGCUACCGGUGAGAACAUUAAGUUUUAGCCUGCAAAUCAGGGGUUUUUUUGUUAUUUUAGUAUGUACCAAAAUACUGAAAUUCGGUUGUUGCCAAAAAAUUAUGUUGAUUGAUUGGAAUAAUGGCAGACCAUCAUGAUCUGAUAUAUAAAUUUGAUACCAGUGAAAAUAUACUGAAAUAAAACAA
Gigantopelta aegis is the source of this 2028-nucleotide messenger RNA. RefSeq names its product acyl-CoA 6-desaturase-like. Gene Ontology annotation, molecular function: oxidoreductase activity, acting on paired donors, with oxidation of a pair of donors resulting in the reduction of molecular oxygen to two molecules of water. NCBI's taxonomy places the organism in Eukaryota, Metazoa, Mollusca, Gastropoda, Neomphalida, Peltospiridae. The transcript is spliced from 11 exons. Bases 140 to 1435 code for a protein of 431 amino acids. Gene Ontology annotation, cellular component: membrane. Gene Ontology annotation, biological process: lipid metabolic process. The record is from RefSeq and is a predicted model, not a curated record.